AUGGACACUUCCUCAGAAACCCCAGGGCCUGACUUCGACCACUUCCUAGCAAUACCAUGGUGCGCAGACUAUCUCCGGAAGCCCGAUGUCAAAGCAUGGACGCCUUCACGAAGCCGCGUUCCCAACACAGAAGGGGAGCACGUAGUCUGGUCAAAGACGCUGAACGACCCGGAGGCUUUCUCGGGCUUUCUCGCCUUCUGUACGGAGCCUGGGAGGCCAAAUGAUCUGCUGGACCACGUCAACGUCUUUCUGAGCGUGGGAAACGGCCUCCAGGGCCACCCGGGCUUCCUGCACGGUGGAAUUGUUGCGGCGAUCCUCGACGAAGUCUCGGGUCUGUUGCCUACCAUAAAUCGGAGCCGCAAGGCUUUGCCCAACGUGUCUUAUAUGACUGGUCAUCUCAAUGUGGUAUUCAAGCGGCCUGUGAGGACGCCGGAGACGCUCCUGGCUACUGCGACGGUCUCGAAGGUCCAAGGAAGGAGGCUGCAUGUGAAGGGGACUGUACAAGAUCAGAAAGGUUUAGUGCUGGCAGAGGCCGAUGUGCUCUUCAUUGCCCUGAAGCAUCUUCUAUAA
This is a messenger RNA of Truncatella angustata, 570 nucleotides long. Its product is annotated as thioesterase superfamily protein. Bases 1 to 570 code for a protein of 189 amino acids. NCBI's taxonomy places the organism in Eukaryota, Fungi, Ascomycota, Sordariomycetes, Amphisphaeriales, Sporocadaceae. The record is from RefSeq and is a predicted model, not a curated record. The transcript has a single exon.